AUGACGAACUCGAAUGAUAUGUCGCCAAACAACCAAUCGACGGACCAAAGUCGCGAAAUGCCUUUGGAGGCCAUCAUCAACAAUGCAUUUAGGGAUUACAUCAGCAUGACUGGCGGAUCUUCUUCUCCUCAACAGCCUUCGAUGACCAGCUCAAUGUUUCAAUUUAAAGCAAACAUUAAUCCUUCUAAAGGAGGUUCCGCUAAUACCCCUCAAUCUCUUGCUCGAGGGCACUUGCGCCGCCGCCUUUUUUUCCAAAAUGUUUGGAAUCGCCCCACCGCCCCUCCUACUCCUACCCGAGGGUUCUCAGCCCACCGCUCUUUCAUUAAAAGUGUUUGGGAUCGCGCCGGAGCGACCAGUAAGAACUCUGGUGCAGAAACCUCUGCCACUAUCCUUAACCCCAACAUUCAGUCCUUCACUCCAUUCCCAUAUUUCCGUCUUAGAAGACUCGAAUCGGAGGAUGUUGUUGAGGAUGACUGUGGUUUUCCAUAUUGUGGAGGGUUCUGUGCGCUUUAUCCCCCCCGCGCUGCCAAUGACGACAAUAAUGAGGCUGGGCAGCAAGUGAGCUCUUCCGCUGUCCAACAUGGGAGUGGAGCGAUCAUUACCCCAAGCCAAAACAUUCGGCUCAGUGAUGAAGAGGAGUCUGAUCUAGAGGCUGGCUACAAAGUCGAUUGGAUUUCAGAAGACGGUUUUCUAGAUCAUGAUGCUAUUGACUCGGCUUAUUCUUCAAUGUAA
Messenger RNA from Botrytis sinoallii, 732 nucleotides. RefSeq lists its product as uncharacterized. Bases 1 to 732 code for a protein of 243 amino acids. NCBI's taxonomy places the organism in Eukaryota, Fungi, Ascomycota, Leotiomycetes, Helotiales, Sclerotiniaceae. The record is from RefSeq and is a predicted model, not a curated record. The transcript is spliced from 2 exons.